CACCACCACACAAACCGCAUCUCACACCACUGCCCGCACCACCAGCACCCCACACACCAACCGACUGUCGCCAUGUCUGAGAAGAAGAGCAAGCACAGCUCGAUUGGGCUUGCGGAGAGCGCGUUGGACGCCCUGCUCCAGGCCGUCUCCAAGAACAGGACCGACGACGCAGCGAACUUUGUUUCCAUGCUGGAGGAUAUGAAGAAGAAGUGGAAGGAUGCUGGCCCAUCAAAAACCGGUUGCGUCAACAUGGUUGACCGUGCCAUCAAGUUCAUCCACGAAGCAUACGAGGAGUGCGAGGGAGACCCAGACAUCAAGCCCAUCGCAGGAAGUGAACUGUCCGCCCGCUCCUCAGACGGCCACCUGCCUGACAUUUACAACGUGCGGUCGUUCCGCAACCGCUACAAGGAGCUGCGGCGUGAAGUGCUGAGCAAGUUGGCAGACCUCAAGGAGGAGCUUGGCACCGUCAUUCCCAUGAUCUGCCAGCAGUCCAUUGAACACAUCCACGUCAACGAGAUUGUCAUGACAAGCGGUUACUCCACCACCAUCCUGGAGUUUUGCAAGAAAGUGCGCGCGAGCGGCCGCCAAUUCCACAUUAUCGUCGCAGAGAGCGAACCCGUCACAGCGGUGCGCGCCAUGGUUCGGGACGCACACAUGAUCAACCCGUUGUACGACUACAUCCCUCCAAGCCUCGUCAACAUCAUCAUCACAAACACUGACAGCUACGCUCCUCAGAACAUCUAUCGCGCCGUGGCUGACCUCUACGUCUCCGUCACGUCAUAA
Salpingoeca rosetta is the source of this 783-nucleotide messenger RNA. RefSeq lists its product as uncharacterized. The record is from RefSeq and is a predicted model, not a curated record. Gene Ontology annotation, molecular function: translation initiation factor activity; guanyl-nucleotide exchange factor activity. The coding region runs from base 73 to 783 and encodes 236 amino acids. Gene Ontology annotation, biological process: translational initiation. The transcript has 8 exons. Gene Ontology annotation, cellular component: eukaryotic translation initiation factor 2B complex. Lineage: Eukaryota; Choanoflagellata; Craspedida; Salpingoecidae.